Molecule: messenger RNA, 687 nt
Organism: Anoplopoma fimbria (sablefish)
Lineage: Eukaryota; Metazoa; Chordata; Actinopteri; Perciformes; Anoplopomatidae
Product: protein O-mannosyl-transferase TMTC1-like
Exons: 3
Coding region: 94-687 (197 amino acids)
Biological process (GO): protein O-linked glycosylation via mannose
Molecular function (GO): mannosyltransferase activity
Source: RefSeq, a predicted model, not a curated record
CAACCGCUACCUGCCAGGCGGAAUGGACGUACACUCCAGAGCUCCUGGUUUCACUCUUCGCUCAGAGAAGAGUGAGGAGAAGCCAGGCCCGACAUGACAGCGCUGGGACGGGAAAGGAAAGCUCGCCAGCAGCCGCGGUUGACCGUCCGGUCCGAGGCGGUGUGGGCUGCGGGUCGCUACGCCGUGCUGGCCGCCCUGUGCGCCCUGUGCUACAGUAACUCCCUCCGCGGGGAGUUGGUGCACGACGAUGUGUGGGCUAUCAUCAACAAUCCGGACGUCCGACCGGGCUCCAGCCUCAGAAACAUAUUCAGCAACGACUUCUGGGGGAAAAGGAUGGCGGACAAUACGAGCCACAAGUCCUACAGACCGCUGUGUAUCCUCACCUUCAAGUUGAACAUCCUGCUGGGCGGAAUGAUGCCUCUCUACUUCCACAUCGUCAACGUGUGUUUGCACUGCGCUGUAACCUGCCUGCUUAUGUACACCUGUGAAAGCUUUGUGUUUGAAGACUCACUUCUGGCAUUCGUCACAGCACUCCUCUUCGCUGUGCAUCCCGUCCACACUGAGGCCGUGAGUAUACACAAACUGUCACCAACUGAGAGUCUGGAUACCAGCCUUGAGAACCAUAGGGACAGUCCAGGUUACGUUCUGCUUGACCCAAUGGGACUGUAUCAAAUCGAGGUCUGGUGA